GAACGGCGAGGUGCGAAGGGCACGGAUAUUUCCUCGGUUGAUCUGGGCGCUCCAAUUUGGGCCGCCAAAGAAGAGUGCGUUUUCCGGAUGGAUGUGGGAACAGGCGCAGUGCAGGAACUAGGGGAUUGGUUCUCCCCGCGUCCCGUGGCUUCCAGGAAUUUCUGGCACGGUGUAGGGAUGAUUUAGAACAAGCCAUUGAAUUUCUACCUCACCGCUCUCUCUCUUGCUCGCUCUCUCUCGCUCUCACCCUAGCUCUGCGUUCUGUCCGGGAGGAGUACGGAGAAGCCAAUAGGAUGCGGGGUCUCUAAUGGAUGCAAAUGAUCAUGAAAAGACAGUGCAAAAUAUGAAACAACUCAUUUGCAGGGAAGUAAAUCACCGAAAACUGUUUAUGAACUGGCAUCCCUUCUUCGAAAUGUAAAGCGAGGACCUCUUUAAGUGGCGCCCCCAACUACAGCCGCCGCCGCCGCCGCCGCCUCAAAAUUCAAUAAAAUGAGCUCUUAUUUCGUCAACUCACUGUUCUCCAAAUACAAAACCGGGGAGUCCCUGCGCCCCAAUUAUUAUGACUGCGGCUUCGCCCAGGACCUGGGCGGCCGACCCACCGUGGUGUACGGUCCCAGCAGCGGCGGCAGCUUCCAGCACCCGUCGCAAAUCCAGGAGUUCUACCACGGGCCGUCGUCGCUGUCCACGGCUCCCUAUCAGCAGAACCCGUGCGCCGUGGCGUGCCACGGGGACCCGGGCAACUUCUACGGCUACGACCCGCUGCAGCGGCAGAGCCUGUUCGGUGCGCAGGAUCCAGACCUGGUGCAGUACGCAGACUGCAAGCUCGCCGCCGCCAGCAGCCUGGGGGAGGAGGCCGAGGGGUCCGAGCAGAGCCCGUCGCCCACACAGCUCUUCCCCUGGAUGCGCCCGCAAGCAGCCGCCGGACGCAGGCGAGGCCGACAGACCUACAGCCGCUACCAGACCCUGGAGCUGGAGAAGGAGUUCCUAUUUAAUCCCUAUCUGACUCGCAAGCGGCGGAUCGAGGUAUCGCAUGCGCUGGGACUGACAGAGAGACAGGUCAAAAUCUGGUUCCAGAACCGGAGGAUGAAGUGGAAAAAAGAGAACAACAAAGACAAGUUCCCUAGCAGCAAAUGCGAGCAGGAGGAGCUGGAGAAACAGAAGCUGGAGCGGGCCCCAGAGGCGGCGGACGAGGGCGACGCGCAGAAGGGCGACAAGAAGUAGGCUCCAGCUGGGACUGCCAGGGCCGCGGCCGCCCUGCCUCCGCGGGUCACCCGACCGCGCUGCCGUCGCCCGCCCCCGCCCGAGAGAGCUCUGGCCCCGCAAGCGGGGCCCGGAGCCUGGCCUCCCACCGCAGCGUCCCCGCCGCGUCAGUCCCCGCUAGUGGUAGUUUCUCGUAAUAGCUUCUGUGUGUGAGCUACCGUGGAUCUCCUUCCCAUCUCUUGGGGGCGGGGGGGAAAAAAAAGGAUUUUAAGCAAGGACUUCCUCUCUCUGCUAGGGUGAGCGGCUGCGGCCUGGCUGAGCCCCACCCCCACGCCCCUGCCCCGUGUAAAAAGCCUCCUUGUGCAAUGGUCUUUUUUCCUUUGAACGUGCUUCUUUGUAAUGACCGAGGUACCGAUUUCUGCUAAGUUCUCCCAACAACAUGAAACUGCCUAUUCACGCCGUAAUUCUUUCUGUCUCCCUCCCUCCCUCCCUCCCUCCCUCCCUCUCUCUCCCUCUCCCUCUCCCUCUCUCUCUCUCUCUCUCUCUCUCUCUCUCUCUCUCCUCGUCCUCAUUUCCCCUCCCACCCCCUUCCCCGCUGCCCUCCCUAGCUCGCUGGCUUUCUCUCUGGCUUCUCUCUUUUCCUCCCCCCCCCCACCGCUUUGGUUUGACAAUUUCGUCCUAAGUGUUUCUCAAAAGAGGUUACUUUAGUUAGCAUGCGCGCUGUGGGCAAUUGUUUAAAGUGUUCUUAGGUUUACUGUGAAGAGAAUGUAUCCUGUAUCCGUGAAUUGCUUUAUUGGGGGGCGGGAGGGCUAAUUAUAUAUUUUGUUGUUCCUCUAUACUUUGUUCUGUUGUCUGCGCCUGAAAAGGGCGGAAGAGUUACAAUAAAGUUUACAAGCGA
Molecule: messenger RNA, 2098 nt
Organism: Eubalaena glacialis (North Atlantic right whale)
Lineage: Eukaryota; Metazoa; Chordata; Mammalia; Artiodactyla; Balaenidae
Gene: HOXB8
Product: homeobox B8
Exons: 5
Coding region: 490-1221 (243 amino acids)
Biological process (GO): regulation of transcription by RNA polymerase II
Cellular component (GO): nucleus
Molecular function (GO): DNA-binding transcription factor activity, RNA polymerase II-specific; RNA polymerase II transcription regulatory region sequence-specific DNA binding
Source: RefSeq, a predicted model, not a curated record